UUUCCUUUCAUUUUCAUAACUUGUUUUCUUCUCCUUCUUCGUCUUCAUCUUUCAAUACAUGGGUGCUUGCGCUAGUAAGCCAAAGGUCUUGAAAGAUGAAGACUCGGCCGCCGGCCUAAAACCCGUACCCGCCAAGGAGGAAUCUCUCCGGCCGGCCGCCGAGGAAGAAGUAGGGGAAAACAUGGCUAAUGAAGAUGAGGAAAUCAGACCACAUUCCCUUCGCUAUUUGCUUGACAAUGAAGAUAGGAAUGAAGAAACAAAGAAAGAAGAAGCUAUUGUUGAGGGUGAAAAGAAAGAAGGUAAAACAAUGGCAGUGGAUGAAAAGAAAGAAGCAAAGGUUGUGAUUGAACAUGUAAUGUGAGAGAGGUUCAUAAUCACAGCAUUGUUUGCUGUUGAUUUAUUUUGUUCAGGAAAUGAAGUCAAAUUGUGUUCAUUUUUCUUAUUUAAAGAGUUAUUAUUUCAC
This is a messenger RNA of Hibiscus syriacus, 463 nucleotides long. RefSeq lists its product as uncharacterized. The record is from RefSeq and is a predicted model, not a curated record. The coding region runs from base 59 to 361 and encodes 100 amino acids. Lineage: Eukaryota; Viridiplantae; Streptophyta; Magnoliopsida; Malvales; Malvaceae. The transcript is spliced from 2 exons.